This is a messenger RNA of Drosophila yakuba, 2232 nucleotides long. RefSeq names its product probable cytochrome P450 313a4 (gene Cyp313a4). Bases 695 to 2179 code for a protein of 494 amino acids. Lineage: Eukaryota; Metazoa; Arthropoda; Insecta; Diptera; Drosophilidae. Gene Ontology annotation, molecular function: oxidoreductase activity, acting on paired donors, with incorporation or reduction of molecular oxygen; heme binding; monooxygenase activity. The record is from RefSeq and is a predicted model, not a curated record. The transcript has 7 exons.
GAGGAAAUCAUGAAUGAAGAUCUCGUUACGGACAAUGAUUUAUUUUGGGGCAUAUUGUUAAGAGUAUAUCACAAUAUGUUAUCAUAAAUGGGUUAAAUCUAUCAAUGGUUCACUGACUCCGUAGAAACCCAUUUGAGGGGCUAUUGUAUCGUUAAUUAACUAUCGUUAUAAAUUAUUGGUGUCAUCGCACUUUGCCACCUGAAAAGUCGGGAACACGGUAGUUUUUGACAUUUGUUCGGUUAUACAACGCAAUUAUUAGCACCCCCCAGAUCGGAAUCGAUCAGUGACGUAGUGCAUCGUCGGUGGCCAAUUCGCAUUCUUGAAGCGUGUGCCGCAUGUCACCACUGGCCAUUAGUCAAAAUUAUAGCUAUUUGUAUGCGCAACCCCCCAUGUCGAGUCCCAAUAAAAACGGCGGGCUAUGUGCGGUUCAAUGGGUCUCCACCCGUAGCCCCGUAGCCCUGUGGCUUCUUCUCUCCUGGGAGGAGGAGAGUCAAUCAGGUCGAUUGCUGAGCUCUACGCGUGAUAGCAAAUUGGUCGAUCGCGUCCCAAACCAGUUAAACACGUCCGGAUUAUAAAAAGUCGAUUGACUGAGAAUUGGCUAAUCAAACUUUUGGCGCACUUCAAACCGAGCGGUCGAAAAUUGUUAGGAAACGCAUUAUACUAUUGGAUAGCGGAUAUUGCUAAAGGAUUAAUCAUGCUGACCUGGACCCUGUGGUGUGGAUUGCUGUUCCUGCUCUGGUUCUACUUUCUGUGGAGCAGGCGCAGAUUCUAUCUGCUCACCCUCAAGAUACCGGGUCCCCUUGGAUAUCCCAUUCUGGGCAUGGCGCACUGGCUGAUGCGCAGGGAAGAUAUCCUGAAUGCAUUCGGCUGCUUUCUGGACAAGCACGGCCCGACGAUCUUCUCCUGGCUGGGGCCCAUUCCCUUCAUGAUAGUCAGUGACCCCCAAGUGGUGCAGGACAUCUUUACAUCGCCCCACUGCGUCAACAAGGGUAUUAUCUACAAGGCAGUGGACGAUGGAGCCGGAGUUGGAUUAUUCAGCAUGAAGGAUCCCCGGUGGAGCAUCCAUCGGAAGCUGCUGAAUCCCGCCUUUGGCCACAAGGUUCUACUCAGUUUCCUGCCCAUUUUCAACCGAGAGACGGCCCUUCUGCUGGACCAACUCGAGCCAUUGCAGGACGACGGAGAGAAGGAUCUCAUUCCACUGCUGCAGAGCUUCACCCUGGGAAUAGCCACCCAAACCACCAUGGGCAGCGACGUGAAGGACGAGGAGAACUUCAGGAGCAAUUCAUUGCUGGGGCGAUAUCAAUGCAUCCUGGAAACCAUGACAGAUAUGUGCUUCUCCCCGUGGCUCAAUAGCCGUUUUUGUCGUCAGCUGGCUGGAAAGGAAUCGCACUACUAUCAGGCCAAAACCGAAAUUCGCCAGUUCAUCCGAAAGAUAAUUGAAAGGAAGUUGGCCGAGGACGAGAUGAGAACAUUACCCGCCAUCCAAUCCAACGAUAAGAAUAUAUUUCUUAACCUGGCCACGGAUUUGAUGAGACGAGGAGUGUUCACCCUGAAAAAUGUUGAGGAUGAGUCAAACAUAAUCGUUUUUGGAGCCUUUGAGACCACCGCUAAUGCAGUGUACUACACCCUGAUGUUGCUGGCCAUGUUUCCCGAUUAUCAGGAGAGGGCCUUUGAGGAAAUAAAAACGAUAUUCCCCAACACCGGAGACUUUGAUGUGUCCUACGCUGACACCCAGCAGAUGGUGUACCUGGAUCUGAUUCUCAACGAAUCAAUGAGAGUGAUACCCCCCGUACCAGUUGUAUCCCGCCAAACGUCGCAAGACCUGAAGUUGUCCAACGGAAUAGUGGUUCCCAAAGGGGUCCAGAUCGCCAUCGACAUAUAUCACAUGCACAGAAGCAAACAGAUCUGGGGCCCAGAUGCGGAAACCUUCAACCCAGAUCAUUUUCUGCCCCACAAUAUCCAGGACAAGCAUCCGUACGCUUACAUACCUUUCACCAAGGGGAUUAGAAAUUGCAUAGGUUGGAGAUAUGCCUUGAUAUCGGCUAAAGUUACGUUAGCCAAGUUAUUGAGGAAUUAUAGGUUUAGAACGAGUUUUCCGUUCGAAGACCUUUACUUUGUUGAAGAUAUAACCAUGAAGUUAAAAUCAGUGCCGCUGUUGGAGCUCCAAAAGAGAAUUUAAAUGUUUGUAGAACUAAGUGAUUUUAAAUAGAUUAAUAAAAGUUGUUGAAAGAA